This is a messenger RNA of Opisthorchis viverrini, 2702 nucleotides long. RefSeq lists its product as hypothetical. Gene Ontology annotation, molecular function: cysteine-type deubiquitinase activity. The annotation marks the transcript as partial. The transcript has 13 exons. The record is from RefSeq and is a predicted model, not a curated record. Gene Ontology annotation, biological process: protein deubiquitination. Lineage: Eukaryota; Metazoa; Platyhelminthes; Trematoda; Opisthorchiida; Opisthorchiidae.
GCUGUAAUGGUUCAUUUUUCACUUAUAGAAGUCCGCUACGCGUUGACGAUCUCCUUAGCCAGAAACAGGAGGUAGAAUCACUGCUUAAUCGGCCGGUUGAGGGUCGGGCCUGGUAUGUGAUUGACUUGCAGUGGUGGAACAAGUGGUGUGCAUUCACUGAUGCAGUAGCGAAAGGUGAAAACCUGGAUUUGGCAUGUGAUGAUUAUCCAGCCGAGAUCAACAAUACGAAUCUCUUGGGAUCAAACGGGAAAUUGAAACCCGAUCUACUGAGGGAACAAGAUAUUACGCUCAUACCAGGAGAAGUUUGGGAUUUAUUGGUGAACUACUACGGAUGUGUCCAUACAGACACAUCCGUGUUCAAGCGGACCGCUGUUCAAACACCAUCCGGGCGUUGGGUUGUUGAAAUCUAUCCUCCUUGCUUCUCGUUCAUUGAGCUUGGCUCCCAGAACACACGCUUCACUGGGACAUACAGCGAGUCACAAACAAUAGGGCAUUUGAAGAGCAUAGUUCGGUCAACCUUGAAGCUAGACCCAAAUACCAACGUCCGGCUUUUCAUUCAAGAUGGACUUCUGUGUGAUGAACUGACGGAUGAUAGUAUGACUAUUGGAGAAGCAAGUUUGGAGCGCCAGAAAGUUAUCUACUUUAAACUGGAGGUCACCAAUGGGCCAAAAGCCAAUGAGCUUGGAGGAUCUAGACUUGGCAAUAAUGUUUCCUCGCCAUCCCAGUAUGGGUUUGGCAACUGGCUGCCCCAACUUACGAGUGGAAACAAACAACUGCGGGGUGUUUGUGGACUGAGUAACUUAGGGAACACCUGUUUCAUGAAUAGCGCGAUCCAGUGUUUGUCUAAUGUUCCCGACUUGACAAGGUAUUUCCUCGGCAAUUGGAAGGUGGAUAUCAACAAAUACAACCCGCUUGGGACUCAAGGACGCAUCGCAUCAGCUUAUGCUGAGUUGAUCGGCCGUAUGUGGUCCGGACUGUAUUCCUACGAUGUCCCGAGAACUCUAAAACGUGAAAUUGCGGCGAUUGCCAAUCAGUUCUACGGAUACGCUCAACACGACUCCCACGAAUUGCUCAUGUUUCUGCUCGAUGGGUUGCAUGAAGAUCUGAAUAAAGUGAUUGACAAGCCGUAUAUCCAAUAUAAGGACGCUGGUGAUCGACCAGAUGAGGUUGUUGCAACCGAGGCCUGGGGCAACCACAAGGCUCGGAACGAUUCCGUGAUUGUGGACUACUUUCACGGACAGCUCAAGUCUACUGUGGUCUGCCCCGACUGCAAUGAACGGUCCGUCACUUUUGAUCCGUUUGCCUCGUUGAGUCUCCCUUUGUCUGAAGUAUCUACUUUCCUCAGAGUGGUACACGUUUGGCCUUGGGUUUGUGAUGACGCACAGGAGGCUGGGCCCAUUCGUUACGAAGUGAUGGUCUCUGCUGAAUUUUUCGUUCGAGACCUCAUCACAUCAUUGGAAGAACUGCGACCGCAUCAUGAAGAUUGUCAGUACUUUGUUGCCGAAGUGUACAAUCACUCACUGAGCCGUCCAUGGCACAUGAAUCAUCAGAUAAAUUACCAAUACGGGGCACCGAUCUUCGCUUUUGAACUUCCUCCGGGCCGAUUGAUCCCUGUCCAGUUCCAUCAGUCCAAUUACCAGAACAUCUCAGGGUGGGUCGGUUUGCCCUUCUAUAUCAGUAUUCCCCCGGACAUGCUGCAGCCGACCGACGAAUACCUCAUCCGGUCAAUUGCCUCACGAUUACGGGCCAUUGGUAUUGACCUACAGGAUACCUUCACCACCAAUCAUGUGCAACGUUCAGCGAAUCACAAAUCUGGGGACAGACUGACAGGAUCUUCAAACUAUGAUCCAGUGGAAUCCGAGACAGAUGAUCCGAUGGAUGAAAAUGAUGAUCCGGUGUGCGGAUUUCUUCACGGCCGAAUACAUUUAACAGAUGAACGCAAUCAAGAGGUUGACGCUAUUUCAGACCGGUUUGACUACUCCCUCUUCAAAGUCCGCGUCGAUUGCAAUGGAGUGGAGGUCCCAGUACAAUGGAACUACCAAACAGUUCAGUUCAAAUGCAGCAAAGCAAAAGAUAGUCUGCUGGACUGCGUGAGACGGUUCAUACGAACAGAGAAAUUGAGUGCCAGAAAUCUUUGGUACUGCAGUCGAUGUAAGAAGGAAAAGCAAGCCACAAAGAAAUUCGAUCUAUGGUCUUUGCCCAAAGUACUUAUAAUCCAAUUGAAACGAUUCCGGUCCACUUUUCGAUCUCGCGACAAAAUCGACAGUUUCGUGGAGUUCCCGGUGAAAGGGUUGGAUCUCACUCCCUGGGUUCUACGCGACACGAAGGAGCAGUUCAUCUAUGAUCUGUUAGGAGUUAGUAACCACAUGGGCUAUCUUGGAGGUGGUCACUACACAGCCUAUGCCCUGAACGAACCCACACAAACUUGGUACUUGUUUGACGAUGCUUCCACUCGCAAAGUUGACGAGUCUCAUGUUGUGAGCUCAGCCGGUUAUGUUCUUGUUUAUCGCCGCCGAGAUAACGAAUGCCGUACGCCAUCCACCAUACCUACGACCUCCGACAACCAUCCAGUUCUCAACAACGGCAACGCUUCAAACAGCCAUUUAGAUGCCGAUGAUAUGGACCUCGGGAGCCAACCAACCGUCUAUCGUCGUCCUAUCCCUCAAUACAUUAACGAUGAUGAUCUCACAAACGUUGAAUAG